GUGAGGUGGGCGGUGAGAGGAAGUGGCGGCGGCGGCCGGGGGGCGGCGAGUGCUGGGUCCGCGCGGGCUGUAGGCAACGGCUGUGGCGGCGGCGGCGGCGGCAGCGGCAGCGUGGGCUGGGCUCGAGCGGGCCGCAGCACCUCAGACUCCCGGGAGCGGGAGCCCACGCGGGCGGGCGCCUGAAACAAAGGGAAGCUAGAGUCAGGGCGCCCGGGGUGGGCGGUCAGUCGGUCAGCGCGGAGCCGGCCAGCGGGUGCCCGCGCAAGUCCGGAGCCCGGCGGGCCGGCGCGAUCUCAGGGCGGGAAGAUGCCGCGCGUCGUGCCCGACCAGAGAAGCAAGUUCGAGAACGAGGAGUUUUUCAGGAAGCUGAGCCGCGAAUGCGAGAUUAAGUACACGGGCUUCAGGGACCGUCCCCACGAGGAGCGCCAGGCGCGCUUCCAGAACGCCUGCCGGGACGGCCGCUCGGAAAUCGCUUUUGUGGCCACAGGAACCAAUCUGUCUCUCCAGUUUUUUCCGGCCAGCUGGCAGGGAGAACAGCGACAAACACCUAGCCGGGAAUAUGUCGACUUAGAAAGAGAAGCAGGCAAGGUGUAUUUGAAGGCUCCCAUGAUUCUGAAUGGAGUUUGUGUUAUCUGGAAAGGCUGGAUUGAUCUCCAGAGAUUGGAUGGUAUGGGCUGCCUGGAAUUUGAUGAGGAACGAGCCCAGCAGGAGGAUGCGUUAGCACAACAGGCCUUUGAAGAGGCUCGGAGAAGGACACGUGAAUUUGAAGAUAGAGACAGGUCUCAUCGGGAGGAAAUGGAGGUGAGAGUUUCACAGCUGCUGGCAGUAACUGGCAAGAAGACAACAAGACCCUAGUCCUGGUUCCAGUUUAGGUGGUGGUGAUGACCUCAAACUCCGUUAAUUAGUAGCACAGCAGAUGUGCUCCCCAAUCUUUACAUAUACAUUGUUUCUAGUCAGCAAAAAUAAUUGAUUAAAAGACCAGAAACUGUGAUAACUGGAGGUACUACAGUCUAUUUCUUAACCUUAGGCAGUAACAAGACAUCACAAACUGCCAUGGUUUUGCACUAUGAUUAUACCUGCAUUUCUAAUUUUGUAUGCAUGUAGCCAGUAAUAAUUUUAAUUUUUUUCUAUGCAAGCUUACCUUGUUGGCAUUAUUUUAGUGAGUUGAAACUAUAUACUUGUAAAGCUCUUUUUCCCCUCCAUUUUAAUUUAAAAGUUCAUGUCAUUUAAAAACAAGUCAAGAAAUUUCAAUUUUUAUCACAGGUUUUUUUCCCUAAUCAGUUUCUCUAAUUUUUCUUUUUUUGUGAUUUUAGAUGUGUUGGUUAUACAGCUUCACUUCAGUUAGGCAUUCUGGGUUUUUGUUUUGUUUUCCUCCAUUUUCUUUUGUGUUAUUGUUUGUUUGUUUGUUUUUUGUCUAUGGCAUCUUAAAACUGCUGAUACGUUUGCAUUAUUUACAAGCUAAAAACCCAGUAGCAUAGAGCUGUCUGCCACAGCCUUCUACCAAAGUUUACAGUUGUUAAAGUUGCAGUAUCCUUUUAAAUGUUGAUAAUCAGCUCCUUUUCUUUCCUUUUUAAACAUAAAAGUUUUAAAUUGGCAUUAAGUCUAAUCUGCCCUAAUCUGUUUGAGAUUUUGUUUCAUAAUCAUGAGUUUCUGUGGAGAUAUUCUCCAUAGAUAAUAAUAUUCUACUGAAAUGCCUAAAGAAGUCACAGGCUGGCUUCUGUUUUAUUCAGGGAUUUUUUUUUUUAAGUCAUUCAGAAAAGGGAUACUGGAGCUUCUUCAUAUAUGUAACAGCAUAUUAAACUGGAGACAGUGAUGAAUCAGCUACAAGGGUGAUAAUGUUUUAAAAUCAUGUUUAAGAUAUUUGCUUUUAUGUGUAUUUUAUAAUGCAUGCUUUUGUAAAAACAAUGCUGGGUGAUAAAAGAUUAGUCUUAGAGAGAAAAUGUUCAUCUGUGCAGAUAAUACAUUUUCUUCCAUUAAUUAUUAUGAAAACAAAUUCACAGGUUAUAUAUGGUAUUUUCCAAAAGGACUAUUAAUAGAACCUUUUGAGAUGAAUUAGUAUGAGAAUAUUUUUUAAACAGGCUCACUGUCAAAUUGAAUGCAACUUUUUUUUUUUUAAUACAAGACUGGAAAAAAGUGCUAAGUCAUUUGGUACCUCCUUACAAUAUUUUUCAUGGUCACAUUCAUUAAAUGUUACUACAUUUCUGAAUUUUUGCAAAAAUGUAUUUUAUCAUAAUAGAAUGGCAUUAUUUUAAAGAGUUUGAAAAACUGACAUGGUCAGUUCAGCAAAUGAAUUGAAGUCUGAAUAAGGUCAUUGCAUUUAAAACAUAUAUAUAUACUUGAUUGAUGAGGAAGGUGUGACUUUCAUUGUAUAUAGGUCUUAUAACUCAUAAACAUAUCCUGUAUCUCAGAAUAAAAAUGUUUGUUAUAUAUUUGAAGUCAUGCAUGGUAAGGAGUGUGUUUAAAUUGUUAUAAACAGUAAUACAUCAUAAAAGACCAUGCUGAUCUUGUGUAUCUAAGUACUAUAAAUGAAUUGGUUGCUAUUUGGUGUUGUACAGCUCACAUGUUUACACACUCAGUGCCCUAACAUCCCCUGAGGGAAUCACCUUUUAAGUGGUCCUUACAGUGGUGUUUUAAGGUUACUUUCUCACAGAGCUCCUUGGUUUUUGAAUUCUGCACUUAAAUUUUUUUUAAUAACGUGAUGAUGAUGGUACAUUUUUCUCUAUUGCUUCUAGCUAAGGGCUUUUAGUCCACCAGUAACUACGAUCAAAUGUUAUUAAAUGUUAAUGUUGCCAUUCUGUAAAUACUGAAUUUUUCCUGUCAUUUAGCACAAUGCUGCUUCCAUUUGUCUUAAUGCUGGCAUUAAGAUCAUGAGCCCUUUUUCUCUGAUAGUGAAGGCUUUGGAGCUACUUUUAUUAAGUUAUUGAUGCAAUUCGAUAUUUUUCCAUAAUCUAUAUUUAAACAGAAUUACAUCAUUGCGUCAUCUUUUCUAAAUUCAUCUCCAUUAAAACUUGCCUUAACCUACCAGAUUGCUUUUGCCACCAUUAGCCAUAAUGUGUGUUUGUAUGUUUAAUUUACUUUCACAAUAAACUUCUGUGCAGUGAAAA
Molecule: messenger RNA, 3104 nt
Organism: Phyllostomus hastatus (greater spear-nosed bat)
Lineage: Eukaryota; Metazoa; Chordata; Mammalia; Chiroptera; Phyllostomidae
Gene: CBFB
Product: core-binding factor subunit beta
Exons: 6
Coding region: 307-855 (182 amino acids)
Biological process (GO): regulation of transcription by RNA polymerase II
Cellular component (GO): core-binding factor complex; nucleus
Molecular function (GO): sequence-specific DNA binding; transcription coactivator activity
Source: RefSeq, a predicted model, not a curated record